Molecule: messenger RNA, 977 nt
Organism: Symbiodinium sp. CCMP2456
Lineage: Eukaryota; Dinophyceae; Suessiales; Symbiodiniaceae
Source: the annotation of a GenBank genome assembly
GUCAGGAACAUGGCCGCCAAAGGCGGACCUCGGAGGCUGAAAGUGCCUCCCACGGACCUUGGGCACUUGGAGGACCUCCUGGCCGAUGUUUUGAGGAAGGAGGGCGAGUUCAACUUUCGGUCAUACCGGACCGUUCUGCGAACCCAGGCGGUGGUCGGCUCGGACUUGGCAGUGCUGACAAGUUUCAUAGAGAAAUUGAUGCUUGCACAACCGAUGCUGCUCUUCAAAUACCAAGAGCUCAAGCAGGUAUACCAGAAGAUCGUCAUGACCUAUCCAUCUUUGCAGCAAAGCCAGCCCGACAAGGACAGCUCUGAGAUCGCGAAGAAGCUGGCUGAGCAAACGAUGACUUUGGCCUGCCAUGCGAGACGGCUUCGCGACCCUGUGAGGUUCAAGGAGUGCACGAAGAACCUCUAUGAUUGGCAGGUCCAGAAGCUGCAGACUCUGCGAGAAGAGCUGCAGAGGCUUCACGAGGACUACGAAGAGGAGCAGAAAGAGCUGCAGAGCAGCAAGGCGGGGAAGGGAGAUGAGAAGGUGAAGGGGCAGGGCGGCUCCGUGAUCAAGUCUCCUGGCAUCCUGAAGAAGUCUCCUGGCAUCCUGAAGAAGCCCAGUACGGUUCAGUCCGACUUCGAUUCCUUCAUGGAGACCUUGGAGUUGCCCGCCACGAGUGCUGAUGAAAGCAUGAGUUGCCCACGGACCCCUUCGAAGAUCCUCCUUAAAGCCGAAGAGACUUCGCCGGUGCCCAGUCGAAAGAAGACCCUGAAACAGCAGAUUGCCAUGAAGAAGUUGCCGGUGAAGAAGAUGCCGAAGCCAAAGAAAUCCAAGAAAACGCCGGGCAAGGGCCUCGUGAAGGAGAAGAAGGAGGAGAAGAACAACAAGGAUGGCAAGAAGACGAAGGAGAAGAAGAUGAAGACGAAAGAUAUGGUGCUGACAAGCAGCGAUCGGGACAAGUUGUUCUUGAUGCCCUACAGGAAGACAGG